This is a messenger RNA of Saccostrea cuccullata (small rock oyster), 2568 nucleotides long. Its product is annotated as glutamate receptor ionotropic, delta-2-like. The annotation marks the transcript as partial. The record is from RefSeq and is a predicted model, not a curated record. The transcript is spliced from 12 exons. Gene Ontology annotation, cellular component: membrane. Lineage: Eukaryota; Metazoa; Mollusca; Bivalvia; Ostreida; Ostreidae. Gene Ontology annotation, molecular function: ligand-gated monoatomic ion channel activity.
UUUCUAGGUAUUAUUAAUGGCAUUUGUUCCCCCGGGCAGAUGGAAAAUGACAGUCUGCAGUCUUCCAUGCUAGAACUUAACAACAGAACUAUAAAUAUAAUAUGGGCCCAGGCAGAUUUCUCCGAACUGUAUAACGUUCUUCAAAAAGUCACAGAAUUGAAAAGGAACAGCGCUGAUGUUGUGUACGUCCAUUCUACCAAUCAUCGCAUCAUAAUGACAAUUUCAAACUUGAAAACCACGCCCACACUUCAUCUGAAUGACGUAGACAAAGAAAGAGUGGAGAGUUUUGUUGCGCCAGAAAAAUAUCCCUAUUCGAAUGAAAUGAAACCAAAGCUUCAUAAUUCCCCAACAGAAACUUGCCUAUCAAUUAGAUUUGGAGAAACCUAUUUUGAUGAGGAAACACUAUCGGUUAUGGUUGCUCGAAUUCUGACGCAUCUGAAUUGGAAAUCCACGAUAACAUUCUUUGAAAAUGCGACUGAGCACAAUGUAGGGAAAAUCUUAGAUAGAGUGAGCGAGAUAGGGGUGAAUCAUAGAACUUACAAUUUUGACAGUUUGAAGGACGCAAAAGAAAUUCGGGGCGUACUUGAUUUAAUUCAUAGUGAAUUCAUUGAAGGAAUGGCUAAUAUUACUCUGAUCUGUCAACUUAACUGUACUCGCCGUGUAUUGAAUGAGGCAAAUAAUUAUGAUAUUCUGCCGCUUAAUUAUCGACGAACGGCCCUUAGAGAUCACACUUUUUGGUUUGUGAUUACGGAGCUUCCAAAUGAUUUGACAGACUUAAUAAAUGCUUCCAGCGUACUUGAUAAUGUAUGCGUGUUAAAUCUCAACGUCACUUCCGCUGAAACCGUAAUGGAUUCUAGUGGAUUAAUUGAUAAGCAGCAAAUGUUUCAUCGACUAGAAAACAUGACAGAGCUUGUAAAAACAACUGGUUCUUCCGACGCAAUUUUGGCACUGAAAAACUACAGUCAGAGUAUAUUUAGUUCAAAAUCUUGCCGAACCUAUCCAGUGUACACACUGAUGUGGAAAGAAGACUCAUACAAUGGUACCUCUUUACUGGUCAGACAGUUAGAAAAUGUGGGAGAAGUAGGAAUCGACGGAAAGUUUAAUUUUCAUUCAAAGAUUUUUCCUAACAUUGACUUUGGAUUCAACAUGCGGAAUUUACUUGUUACAACUGCAUGGUGGCCACCAUUCACUGAAAGAAUCCAAAAGGAUGGUAAAACCGUUGACUAUUUUGGUCUUUGUGCCGAUCUGUUGGAUGAACUUGCCAAUGAAUUAAACUUUACGUACACCUAUACUGAACCUCCAGAUAAUGAAUUCGGGAGAAUUUUUCCAAACAGGAGCUGGAGCGGAAUGAUAGGGCAGCUAGAGAGAAGGGAGGUAGAUUUAAUGGUUGCCGCAGCAUCAAUACAGGGUUCUAGGGAGAACGUCAUGGAUUUCACACAACCGUUUUAUUACGACACAACCACCAUUUUGAUCAAACGGCCAGAUCCAGAUGAAAAUAAGAUGUUUACUUUGGCAAAGCCUUUUAAAAUAGAAGUAAUUAUAUGCAUUUUCUUUGUUCUUCCUGUGUCCGCAUUCCUAUUGUUUAUUAUUGAGACGCUGUCACCAUAUUACAAGAUUCAUGGCCCAGAGGGAAGACAGAACUACCAGAAGUCUUUUUGGUACAUGUUUGGAGCUUUACUCACUCAAGGUGGAGAGAGCCUACCUAAUUCGCAGAGUGGCCGGACAAUGAUAACUUUCUUCUGGUUAUUUUCUAUCAUCAUGGUUGCAACGUACAGUGGAAAUCUUAUUGCUUUCCUAACAGUUACAAUCGAUAAACCGCCUUUUAAUUCCCUAGAAGAAAUGGUUGAGCAGGAUGAAUAUAAAUGGGGAAUUUUAGCUGGAACAUAUUUUGUGACUUGGUUCCAGGAAUCACCUUUUGAAAUUCUUCAAAAGGUAUGGACAGGGAUUAAAACUUUCAACGAAACAGAUCCCGAUGUUUUAAACUCUGAUCCAAACGUUCAUAUAAGUAAAAUGUAUAAGGAAAAAUAUGUUUACAUUGGUGACAAAUCGUUUAUGGAGAUAAGGAAGACAAACAGAUGUGAACUUGUGACGGCGACUGAAGAAAUUCCGAAUAUGUCGUACGCAGUGGGUCUACCUAACAAUUCUUUGUACACCAAAUUAUUUUCAGACAAAAUACUCUCCUUGCAAGAGGGUGGGAUAUUACAGACCUUCAAACGAAAACACUGGCCCCGUGAAGAAUUCUGUCACGGAUCGUUGACGGCGAAGGCAAAGGAAGUACAAUUAAUUGACGUCCAAGCAGCAUUUAUCGUAGUCGGCGCAGGUCUAGUUCUGGGGACUAUAGUGUUAUUCCUAGAAAAAAUUGUCAAACAUUUAUCGACUAAAAUUUGUAUGAAAAAAGAACACAAUCCUUGUAAGCAUAUAAGGACUGUUCCAACAAUGGAGUCAGAACUCGAUAGACCGGAUUUGAAUGGAAUUUCAAGUGGAGUAUUUACAAUUGAUGAAGGGGAUAUUAAUGUACAUAUGAAAAAUAGAGUUCAUCAGACACACAGUUCAGAUGGAUACGGAUAA